AGCAAAUAAUCUUAUUCAGUCAUGCACAAGUCAUGCACGUACGUCACGCAACUCGCAAGUUGAAGUGUUGUGCAAGUGUAAAGUUUUGUUUUCUACAAAUAGGUUAAAUGUUUUUAAAAUGUCCUGUAAAACUCUUAUAGAUUUCGUGGUUAAAUACCACAAACCACGAUUGCUAAACAAUGUGGUUUACUUUCCAAGCAAUGGGAAUUCGUUCUUCGGCAGGAGAUUUCUGGUCCCCGUGAAUCCAGUGUCAUGUUCCACUCCCAAGAUCCAGUCUCCGAGACACUUCAGCACAACCCUGUCAAAGUUUAACGGCGUCCAACUAACGAGCGAACAAAAGAAAACUGAAGGAAAGUUUCAACUUAUGUUUACAUGCAAAAAAUGUGAUACCCGCAAUUCCAAAUAUAUCACAAAGUUGGCAUAUUACAAAGGUGUCGUUAUUGUUAUAUGCGACGGCUGCGAAAACAAACACUUGAUUGCUGACAACCUUAACUGGUUCUCUGAUAUGAACGGAAAGAAGAACAUUGAAGAUAUAAUGGCUGAAAAGGGAGAAACUGUUCAGAAAAUCAUGUCUGAUGAUUUAGAAUUCAUUGCUGAAGAAAUUAUUGUAAAUGUUGAAAACAAAGUGUUAGAUGGCUAGACGUUUAACUUAAAUAUUAGGUUAUAAUUUGUAAAUUCUAUUUAUUUAUUAGAAUAAUAUAAUUUUCAAGUAAA
Maniola jurtina (meadow brown) is the source of this 714-nucleotide messenger RNA. RefSeq lists its product as uncharacterized. NCBI's taxonomy places the organism in Eukaryota, Metazoa, Arthropoda, Insecta, Lepidoptera, Nymphalidae. Gene Ontology annotation, cellular component: mitochondrion. The record is from RefSeq and is a predicted model, not a curated record. Gene Ontology annotation, molecular function: zinc ion binding; protein-folding chaperone binding. Bases 119 to 640 code for a protein of 173 amino acids. Gene Ontology annotation, biological process: protein import into mitochondrial matrix; protein stabilization; protein folding. The transcript has a single exon.